AUGCAUAUUACUUUUUUGACCAACCCGGCCUCAGGCCAGGUCAAUGUACAGCUGGCCACGGCGCAGCAGUUGAUAUUGGAAGGUCAUGCUGUGACGUUUUUAUCGGCGGAAUCAUGCCGCAAGAAGAUUGAUCAAUUCACAAUGGAGCAAGAGGUGUGCAACCAGGGUCUAAUCCGCUUCAUCAGUCUUGGUUCGGGUCGCACUGUUGACGAUUUCACUUCAUUUAUGCAAGACCGAAUGCACCUGAUGCGAAGCGCACCCGGUGAUCCGAUCAGCUUGGAGACAUGCAUUGAGGCUUCACUCGGCUCAGCAGAAGAGCAGGCUGAAACGGCGGUCAGGGUGCGCGACUAUAUCAAUGCCCUAGAUCCCGAUAUGGUCUGCGUGGAUGCUCUGACACCACGACUCAUCACCGGAGUUCUUCUGACAAAACGAAAAUACAUCCUUACGAUUCCGUGCUCUCCAGGACUGAGUGCCAUUUCUGGCGCCUUUGAACCUCAUCCAAUGGCCUCAAACCGCGAUGGUUCAUGGGGAACUCUACUCGAAAAUGUCUAUCUCAACUUCCGUUUAUAUUACCACAGUUGGACACAUCCCGGCUGUGUCGCUAGACAAGAUCUCCUGUCGAAGCGCUUUGGUCUCAAAUCUUACGGCAUCUUCAAUGACUUAUCGCUCUUACCACCCCUCUGGGAGGACGAAAACUGCCUCGCAGGCAUCCACUUUAACACUUUGGGCCUUAUCGACUACCAGCGACAAUCUUCCAAAAUGGUGUUUGUCGGUGCCGGAAUCUCCGAGGAUACAUCGACACACCAAACAACCUGUCCAGAGCUGGCCUGGGUGGACGAGGCCAUGCUUCUCGGCGAAGAUGUCAUCUACAUGAACAUGGGCUCGAUGUUUAUCUGGGAAAGACACGAAUUCUGGAACUGUAUCUCUGGGUUCGAAGCCGUGUACAGAAGGCGAGGAGGUCGUGUACGCUUCCUCUUCAAAAUCAACUUCCCCGUCGACUCGCACCACCGCUUCUCAACGGACGAGCUGCCUCCUUACAUUCGACUUACCAACUGGAUUGAGAACCAACACGCCAUCUACUCGCAUCCUGCCCUUAAAGCCUUCAUUCACCAUGGAGGAGGCAACUCCUUCAAUGAAGCCGUCUACUUCGCCAUUCCACAACUGAUCCUCAGCCAGUGGCUCGAUACCCACGAGUAUGCCACCUACGCAGAGCUAUUUGGUCUGGGUCUGCGAAGCGAGCGACCACCAUAUGUCGAAGCCAAAGACAUUGAAGAUAAGAUCAUGACCCUCCUCGGACCGCUUUGGCCUACCUUCAAGUCCAACUGCCGAACCUGGGCUGUGCGAAGCCAAAUCGGUGGCGGUACAGCGGCUGCUGCUAAGAUCAUUCUAUCUCACAUAGACACGAGCAGUACGGAAGAUCCAAUGUUGACACCGCCGAUGACUCCGGGAGCAUCAUCGCCAAUUGCAGAUAAGCAACUGUCGGUAUAUUAA
Molecule: messenger RNA, 1491 nt
Organism: Penicillium bovifimosum
Lineage: Eukaryota; Fungi; Ascomycota; Eurotiomycetes; Eurotiales; Aspergillaceae
Product: glycosyltransferase family 1 protein
Exons: 4
Coding region: 1-1491 (496 amino acids)
Molecular function (GO): UDP-glycosyltransferase activity
Source: RefSeq, a predicted model, not a curated record